AUGGCAACAUCUAAAACAAAGAUCUUGUGCAAUCUGCAGGUGUUCAAGGACGCUCAGGGCAGCCUGGACAUGGACGGCAAGUUUUCUCCUCUGUAUCGUCAGGACAGCAGUAGGAUCUCCUCCGAUGACCUCCUCAAGCUGCUGGCCGACAUCAGGAAACCUGAGAAGAACAAACUUCAGAUUGUGCCAGGACAGCUGAACGUGACCAUUGAAUGUGUCCCACCUGAUUUAUCAAACACCGUGACAUCGUCUUACGUCCCUGUCAGGCCCUUCGAGGACGGCUGUGAACGCGUGUCCAUGGAAAUCGAGGAGUUCCUGCCCGAGGAGGCUAAGUACAACCACCCGUUCACCACGUACAAGAACCAGCUCUACAUCUACCCCUCCCAGCUCAAAUACGACAACCAGAAGACCUUCACCAAGGCUCGAAACCUCGCCGUCUGCUUGCAGUUCAGAGAUUCAGACGAAGAGGGAGCGGCUCCGCUGAAGUGUAUUUACGGCAAGCCGGGAGACUCGCUCUUCACCAGCAGCGCCUACGCAGCUGUCCUGCACCACAACCAGAGCCCGGAGUUCUACGAUGAGGUUAAGAUCGAGCUGCCGGUUCACGUGCAUGAGAAACACCACAUCCUCUUCAGCUUUUACCACAUCAGCUGUGAAUCCAGCAGCAAGGCCAGCGGCAAGAAAAGGGAGGGAGUGGAGUCACUGGGUGAGGCACAUUGA
Molecule: messenger RNA, 717 nt
Organism: Nematolebias whitei (Rio pearlfish)
Lineage: Eukaryota; Metazoa; Chordata; Actinopteri; Cyprinodontiformes; Rivulidae
Product: dedicator of cytokinesis protein 11-like
Exons: 7
Coding region: 1-717 (238 amino acids)
Biological process (GO): positive regulation of GTPase activity; positive regulation of filopodium assembly; small GTPase-mediated signal transduction
Molecular function (GO): guanyl-nucleotide exchange factor activity
Source: RefSeq, a predicted model, not a curated record